UAAAAUUGUUUUUUGGCACAGUUCCACUGUUGCCUAGAUAUUGUGGCUGAAAAAUAACUGCGAUUAACAUAUCUCUUGCUGAUUUGAUAAUAAGUGAUUAAUCAUGACGUUCCCGAUGAAAUAUUGAAUUAUCUUGGAAAUGCUGGGAAACAUAUGAAUAAUAUGCGAGAACCAUAAGAAAAAAAAGGAUAUUUUGUCCCAUUUAAUCUGUUUAAAGACAAUUAAUAGCCUCUGAUUUAGACAAAUGAGGGGACAUUGAAACCCUGAAGCACUUUUACUGGUCUUAAUCCAGUAAUAAGAUACAUUUGAAAAUUGAUGGUACCACCGGUUCUGGAUCAUAUCAGUCUACCUGCGAAAAGAAAAUGAGUGACGAUUAUACAGACUCUGUUGCCGUUUGCAAUGUCAACGAUUUGCAGGAACAUGAUAUGAAACAAUUUAAUUUCGAUGAAAACACCAAAGUCCUGGUAGUCAAACAGAAUAAUCAAAUUAAAGCUGUAGGUAGUAAAUGCACCCAUUAUGGAGCUCCUCUUCAUACUGGUGUUUUAGGCGAUGGUCGUGUUCGUUGCCCUUGGCAUGGAGCCUGCUUUAAUAUUGAUACUGGUGACAUAGAAGAUUUCCCCGGUCUUGAUUCAUUGCCCUGUUUCAAGGUUGAUGUUGAAAAGGAUGGCCAAGUCAUGCUGAGAGCUAAACGUAAAGAUCUUGAAAGUUCGAAACGUCUAAAAGAUAUGGUGAAACGUGAUCCAAAAAAUCAUCUAUGUUAUGUUAUAAUUGGCGGUGGUCCUUCUGGAGCUGUAUGUGCGGAAACUUUACGCCAGGAAGGCUUUACGGGUCGUAUUGUUAUGGUUUGCAAAGAAGAGUAUUUGCCAUAUGAUCGUGUAAAGAUUACCAAAGCCAGUGAUAUUAAAAUUGAAACCAUCCAGUUCCGUAAACAUGAAUUCUAUGAUGAGUAUGGCAUUGAAACCUUAAUGUCAACCGAAGCUACCAAAGUAGAUUGUGAAACUAAGACUGUGUUUCUGUCAAACGACACAACACUUAAGUACGACAAAAUGUUCAUUGCAACUGGUUGUAGUGCAAGUAAACCUCCAAUUAAGGGUGUUGAUCUUAAAGGUGUAGUCGUAGUGCGAGAGUAUGAAGAUCUUCGUCAGAUAAAUAAAAUGAUUAAACCCGAAGCAAAUGUUGUUUGUUUGGGAUCGAGCUUUAUCGCCUUGGAAUCAGCACAGAAUUGGGUGAAGAAAGUCAAAAGUAUGACCGUAAUAUCACGUACGGAAUUUCCUCUUAUGGCCAGUUUUGGUUCGGCUAUUGGUGAACGGGUAUUACGUUUAUACAAAGAUCAAGGCGUCAAUAUGGUAAUGAGUAGUGGAAUUGUUGAAGCAAUUGGCGAUUCCAGCAACAAUCUUACCGAAGUAGUAUUAACUGAUGGAACAAAACUACCCUGCGAUAUACUAAUUAUGGGAACCGGAUCUAGAUUCAAUACUAAAUUCUUAGUAGGUUCUGGUUUACCAAUCAAUGCCAAUGGCUCUAUUGAUUCUGAUAUUUAUUUGAAAUCAUUGGUCGAUGAUGUCUAUGUUGGCGGUGAUAUUGUUAACGCCCCAGUAUAUUCAUACAAUAAUCAACGCGCCACCAUUGGCCAUUAUCAAUUGGCUCAAUAUCAUGGUCGUAUAGCAGCCAUAAAUAUGGUCGGCAAUACUCCUCAGGAAUUACAAGCCGUUCCCUUCUUCUUUACUAUGCUUUUUGGAAAAGGUUUCCGUUAUUCUGGCUAUGGCCCAUAUAACGAUGUGGUCAUUGAAGGCGAUUUGGAAAAUUUGAAAUUUGUAGCAUAUUUCAUUGAUGAACAAGACAAUGUGGUAGCAGUGGCUUCGUGUGGUCGCGAUCCAAUUGUUGCCCAAUUUGCAGAACUACAGAGUCAAGGCAAAAAAUUGAUUCGUUCAGAUUUGCAGAAUCCAAAUGAUCCCACAGCUUGGACAAAACUGCUAAAGGAACCAGUCAAGUGUUUUUAAGCGCGUAUGCCUAAAAUGAACUUAAAAUAUUUGUAUUAUUAUUUACUUUAAAUGUUGUAGCUUUGUACUAUUAAUACGUUAUUUAUAUAGUAUAUUUUCCCUCUUUUUUACAAAUUGUUAAUAAAUAUUAUUUGCAAAAGUC
Lucilia cuprina (Australian sheep blowfly) is the source of this 2139-nucleotide messenger RNA. Its product is annotated as apoptosis-inducing factor 3. The transcript is spliced from 3 exons. Bases 363 to 1997 code for a protein of 544 amino acids. Gene Ontology annotation, molecular function: oxidoreductase activity, acting on NAD(P)H; 2 iron, 2 sulfur cluster binding; flavin adenine dinucleotide binding. Gene Ontology annotation, cellular component: cytoplasm. NCBI's taxonomy places the organism in Eukaryota, Metazoa, Arthropoda, Insecta, Diptera, Calliphoridae. The record is from RefSeq and is a predicted model, not a curated record.